CUUCCGCUUCCGUAGCUGUAGGGUAGCACAGGGGGGUAGCAGAUCAUAAUCAUGAUGUAAACUUUAGGCAAGAUUCGAGUUCUGAAGUACUUGCGACAGAUAUAACAGGUCAUUCUGGGAAAAUGUGGGUAACAGCAGCUACCGUGGUCAUCAGUCUUCUUUUUGUACAAUCUUGUGCCGCAGUUUCACAGAUCGGAGAAAGCCCCAAUGUGCUUUUUCUGGUGAUUGAUGACCUCCGCCCUGCACUCGGUUGCUAUGGAUACCAGAACGUGGUCACGCCCAACAUUGAUCAGCUGGCAGCUAAGGGGAUCAAGUUUAACAAUGCAUUUGUCCAGCAAGCGGUCUGCGGUCGCCGGACAUCGUUCCUGACCGGUCGCAGGCCAGAUACGACCCGUCUGUACGACUUCUACUCCUACUGGAGAACGGCGGCCGGAAACUUCACCACUCUGCCGCAACACUUCAAGGAAGCCGGCUACUUCACAGCUUCUGUGGGCAAAGUCUUCCACCCAGGAAUAGCAUCAAACUUCAGUGAUGAUGCUCCGUACAGCUGGUCUGUUCCUGCAUACCACCCUCCCACACAGCAGUUCAAGAUGAAAAAAGUUUGUCCAGGACCGGAUGGUGAGCUCCAUAUGAACCUGGUGUGUCCUGUAGACGUGAACUCCCAGCCUCUUGGGUCCCUCCCUGAUAUCCAGAGUGCAGACUACGCUAUAGAGUUUCUCCAAAAUGUUUCUGCCUCCUCCCAAGCAAGUCAGACACAACCAUUCUUUUUGGCCGUGGGAUUCCACAAGCCUCAUAUUCCAUUCAAGUACCCCAGAGAAUUUCAAGACUUGUAUCCUCUCUCCACCAUCCACCUGGCCCCCGACCCUUCCCUUCCCCCAAAUCUCCCUACGGUUGCCUGGAAUCCCUUCACUGAUAUCCGCAAACGUGAGGAUGUCCAGACACUGAACAUCAGUUUUCCCUACGGACCUGUACCAAGGCAGUUUCAGUUGCUGAUGAGACAGAGUUACUAUGCAGCCACCAGCUACAUGGACAGUCAGGUGGGCAGGGUGCUGUCAGCACUGGAUAACCAGGGACUGGCCGCAAACACUAUUGUUGUACUGGUGGGAGACCAUGGUUGGUCCCUUGGGGAACACCAGGAGUGGGCCAAGUACAGUAACUUUGAAGUGGCCACACGAGUCCCUCUGAUAUUCUACGUACCAGGUGUCACUCACCGGCCAGAGAGGGGAGAAUCUACCUUCCCAUAUAUAGACGUUCUAGAGUUGUACAGUAAUGAAAUAUCAAACUAUGACGUUGCACCAGCUAGAACAAAUGAAAAUGUAGUCCAGAAAAACAGUUGCAACAGGGAAGGAUCACCUCCUUGCUAUUUACAAACUCUACCAUCAGAAGGGUACGAGAGUAAUGCUUUAGUGGAACUGGUGGACAUGUUUCCUACCCUCGCAGAGCUGGCAAACCUGACGACACUGCCGCUCUGUCCGACGGAUUCCUCAAAAGUUGAGCUCUGUACCGAGGGUAGCAGCUUUGUGCCAGUGAUGUUGAAUGUCACAAAGGAGACUGGUGACCACAAUACGUUAAUAACAUGGAAGCCAGCAGUGUUCAGUCAGUACCCACGUCCCUCCAAGAAACCACAGACGAACUCUGAUCUCCCCCACCUGAAGGACAUCAAGUACAUGGGGUAUUCCAUGAGGACAGAGCAGUACCGCUACACAGAAUGGGUCACAUUCAACUCCAAGACUUUCAAACCUGAUUUUGACCGUGUCGCAGCUCGAGAAUUGUACCUACAUGACACAGAUGAUCUGGAGGAUCAUAAUAUGGCAGGGAAAAGUGAACACAGCCAACUCGUGAAACUGUUGUCACAGCAACUCAGGAAGGGCUGGAGAGAUGCUCUUCCUGCAGUCUAAUUGUUAUAUUGGAACAUAGGCCUUAAAUUGCCUGUACAUGUAUGUUCAACUCUAUUUUUUUUUUCUCGGCACUUUCUCCCAUAACAACACAGCACCACAUCUUCAAACAAUAUUCACUUCUUA
Branchiostoma belcheri (Belcher's lancelet) is the source of this 2021-nucleotide messenger RNA. Its product is annotated as iduronate 2-sulfatase-like. Gene Ontology annotation, molecular function: iduronate-2-sulfatase activity. NCBI's taxonomy places the organism in Eukaryota, Metazoa, Chordata, Leptocardii, Amphioxiformes, Branchiostomatidae. The record is from RefSeq and is a predicted model, not a curated record.